Messenger RNA from Plodia interpunctella (Indianmeal moth), 912 nucleotides. RefSeq lists its product as uncharacterized. The transcript has a single exon. NCBI's taxonomy places the organism in Eukaryota, Metazoa, Arthropoda, Insecta, Lepidoptera, Pyralidae. The record is from RefSeq and is a predicted model, not a curated record. Bases 282 to 851 code for a protein of 189 amino acids.
GUUGUUUAUUGCUUUAAACAUUGUUACUGUAAAUAUCAUUGAUUAUUUAUAAUAUCUGCAAAAAUAUUUUAAUGAAAUUGCAUUUGUAUAAAUGUUAUAUGUGUAUAACUUUGACACACAUAUGUCAAUAUUUACACAACUGAUUCCCGUAUUCAUAACGGCCACCUUUCUUUGACCUGGAUUUUUAAAAUAUUUAAGAACACGGAAUGAGAUCCAAUGUACAGUUCCGAAUCAGUUGUGGUAGUAAUAAUAUGUACAUCGACUGUCAGUAAACAUCAACAAUGAAUAAUAGAGUGAUACUGUUGGUGGCGUGCGGACUCGUGAGUGCGCUUGCUGAUCCUACUACAAAACAAAAAGUUCCGACCGAUAACAACCAGCCUUUGUCACAAAGUACCGGCGAGGAAGCAAAACAUCAAGAACAAUUGUUCAACAAAAGUGAUUCAGAACAAAGGAACGAAGUCACAAAUACAAACGAUCAAAUUAGGGAAGACGGCGAUGCUAUUUUCCAGAUUUACGUCGAAGAGACUAUCGAUCCCGUCGAGGAACAUUAUCCACAGAUGCAAAAUGAGCUGAGUAUUGAUGACGAUACCUUUACAAUACUGGAUCGUGAAGAUUUGAACCGCGACGAAGUGAUGGAAAGCAACACCGAUGAAAUAAUGCAGACCGCUGCAGGGUUCAUUCCAGUCCCCAUAAUAAAGAAGUUCCGCCAGAAGCAGCCGGCGCGGCGGCGGGUUGCCGCUCGGAGGCAGUAUAGGAGACCACAACCACACCCCCACCACUGGCGAUACUCCUUCCCAUAUGUAUAUUAUUCAUAUUAUCGUCCCAGCUCUCUAAGAUAUUCUUAUUAUUAGUCAUAUAUUAAAAAACCCAUAUUGUAAUUUAUUAUUUUGUAAAUAAAAUAACUUUGACACA